AUGGGUUUGUGUUCAAUGAGAAUCCGUAGGUUCCUUAUUGCUUUUUCCCAUGUCUUUCUUGCUUUCGGAAGUCAAUUUCAUUUAUGCCCAAAAUUACGGGGUUUUGUAAGAAAUUGUUUAAAACAACAACUCAAACAACAAAGAGAACAAGAGAAGGAUAAAGCACAGAGACAACCGGAGACCAAGACGAAGGAUAAGAGCCAAGCUAAUGAGGAGACCAAAGAUAAGGCGACUACUGAUGCCAAGUCUUCCCCUGAGACUAAUGAGUUAACCACUAAACCACGGACCAAUAAUCAGACUGCUGAUGAUAAGCAAACCACUGAGUCAAACAAGGAAACCACUCAUUCAACCACACAACCAGAGACCAAUAAUCAGACUACUACUGAUACUGAUUCAAGCAAUUCAAGCAAUAAUGAGACGACUGCUGAUGAAAGCAAUGAGAAUGAGCUCACAGAUAAUGAGACGACUAAUGAGACUGCUGAUGAAAGCAAAGAGCUGAAGCAAACCACUGAUGAAGAUGAAACCACAGAGCUGACACAACCAGAGAAAGAGAUUGAGACCAAUAAGCACAGCUAUCUUCACUUACAACUUUCCAAGUCUUCCCCUGAAACUACUCAUGAAAGCAAAGAGCUCACAGAGAAGGCGCCUAGCCAAGGUGCCAAGCCAGAGCGGAAAGAUAAGGGCAGAGAUGGAAUACCAGACAAAGAACCUAAUGAUGAUUUUUUUCCUUUUAAUAAGAAGUGUAUUAGGAAGAUCAUGUUGAUGCUUCUGGAGAUGCGCAGCCUUAUAAUCUCGCUACUGGUAGAGAAAUGA
Molecule: messenger RNA, 813 nt
Organism: Hevea brasiliensis (rubber tree)
Lineage: Eukaryota; Viridiplantae; Streptophyta; Magnoliopsida; Malpighiales; Euphorbiaceae
Exons: 3
Coding region: 1-813 (270 amino acids)
Source: RefSeq, a predicted model, not a curated record